Molecule: messenger RNA, 1517 nt
Organism: Armigeres subalbatus
Lineage: Eukaryota; Metazoa; Arthropoda; Insecta; Diptera; Culicidae
Gene: Papst2
Product: adenosine 3'-phospho 5'-phosphosulfate transporter 2
Exons: 3
Coding region: 261-1403 (380 amino acids)
Biological process (GO): transmembrane transport
Cellular component (GO): endoplasmic reticulum membrane; Golgi membrane
Molecular function (GO): 3'-phosphoadenosine 5'-phosphosulfate transmembrane transporter activity
Source: RefSeq, a predicted model, not a curated record
CAUCAUCGUCAUCGGUCAUUGUCCAACGCAGUGAAGUGAUUGCUUCUCGUGCGCUAAAGCGGAUUGCCGUCGAUUCCCAUUCCACGACGGCAGCUGGACUGGUCAUUCCUGUGUAGUGAUAGUGCGCUAUUAUUUCCAAAGCAAUGACCAUGUAAAAUGUGCUCAAUUAUCCUGCAGUAAGUACCAUCAAUAGCAACUUGAAUCAAUUAUUGCAACUGCGGACAGCGUAGUUUGUCGUCGAGUGCGAUCACCUUGAGACCAUGUCGGUCGCCAAUCGGAACGGUAGUGAGAUAAUUUACGUUGGCGAUAAAGGACUCAACCGGCAACAAAGGAACGCACCGAGCCCGGAUGACGACCGCAAGGAAGUUAAGAUCCUGUUUUUCGAUUUGACUUAUUACAACACGACGACCCAGUUUCUACUCUGCUGCGCUGGAGUGUUUGUCCUUUAUUUGCUCUAUGGAUACAUGCAGGAAUUGAUAUUCACGCUGGACGGAUUUAAACCUUAUGGAUGGUUCCUAACGUUGGUGCAGUUUGCUUACUACACAGUUUUCGGGUACAUUGAGCGAUCAAUGGAAGCGACGAAGAUUCCUCGCUGUAUCCCGAUGAAGACAUACGUGCUGUUGGCUUUCCUCACGCUCGGAACUAUGGGACUAUCGAAUUCCAGCCUCGGCUAUUUGAAUUACCCAACGCAGGUCAUAUUCAAAUGCUGCAAGUUGGUGCCGGUGCUGAUCGGAAGUAUUCUGAUCCAGGGCAAAAAGCAUGGGCCCUUGGAUUUUCUGGCAGCGAUUGCGAUGUGCCUCGGGUUGACCUUGUUCACACUGGCCGACUCGCAGGUUUCACCGAACUUCAACCCUUUCGGGGUGCUGCUAAUUUCGUUGGCCUUGCUCUGCGAUGCAGCGAUCGGGAACGUUCAGGAGAAGGCCAUGCGAGAACACAAAGCGCCGAACAAUGAGGUGGUGAUCUACUCGUACGGAAUCGGAUUUGUCUAUCUGAGCGUGAUCAUGUUGCUGACAGGGAAUCUGUUCACUGGAAUCGCUUUUUGCAUGAAGCAUCCCGUGGAAACGUAUGGCUAUGCGUUUUUGUUCAGCCUGUCCGGCUAUUUGGGAAUUCAAAUUGUUCUUACCUUGGUGCGGACUUGUGGCGCUCCUUUAGCGGCCACUGUCACGACUGCUCGCAAGGCGGUUACCAUUGCGCUUUCAUUUGUGUUCUUCAGCAAGCCAUUCACUAUCAAUUACUUAUGGUCUGGGCUGAUCGUGGUGCUAGGAAUCUAUCUUAAUGUCUAUAGUAAACGUAGCAAACUGACUUUCGGCGACAUUAAUCGGACAGCAGAGCGAGUUUAUCGUACGCUGGUGCCUCAAAGAGGUGGAUCGUCAAGUACCAAAAAAUUACUAUUAGAAGUUUAAGUUCAAUCUCCUAGGAUUUAUGAAAAUUUUAGCAAGUCUGACCGGUAGACCACUGCGUAAGUGUAUUAUAUUCGUACAAUUGAAGGCUAUAAUAUAUUGUAUUUAUUCCUUGAA